This is a messenger RNA of Suncus etruscus (white-toothed pygmy shrew), 948 nucleotides long. Its product is annotated as olfactory receptor 2D2. The record is from RefSeq and is a predicted model, not a curated record. Bases 1 to 948 code for a protein of 315 amino acids. The transcript has a single exon. Gene Ontology annotation, molecular function: G protein-coupled receptor activity; olfactory receptor activity. Lineage: Eukaryota; Metazoa; Chordata; Mammalia; Eulipotyphla; Soricidae. Gene Ontology annotation, cellular component: membrane. Gene Ontology annotation, biological process: G protein-coupled receptor signaling pathway.
AUGAGGAAGAUAAAUCAGAGCCAAGUAACUGAAUUCUUACUUCUGGGACUCUCUGAUGACCUCCUCACCCAGAAGCUGCUAUUUGUCUUAUUCUUGAUUGUCUACCUUGUCACUGUGCUUGGAAAUCUGCUUCUUAUGUCCCUUGUUCAGAUUGACUCCCGGCUUCACACACCCAUGUAUUUUUUCCUCUGCAAUUUAUCUCUGGCUGACCUCUGUUUCUCUACCAACAUCGUUCCUCAGGCUCUUGCACACCUGCUAUCUCAGAAGAAAGUCAUUUCUUUUACACGUUGUGCAGCUCAGCUUCUACUUUUUCUUAUUUUUGGGUGUACACAGUGUGCCCUUCUGGCAGUGAUGUCUUAUGAUCGUUAUGUGGCCAUCUGCAAUCCUUUGCAUUAUUCUAGUAUCAUGACAUGGAAGGUGUGUGUUCAGCUGGCUGCAGGAUCAUGGACCAGUGGUAUUUUUGUUUCUGUUGUGGACACAACUUUCACACUAAGGUUACCUUAUCGAGGGAGCAAUAGUAUUUCUCAUUUCUUUUGUGAGGCCCCUGCACUACUGGUCUUGGCUUCUACAGACACUCAUACUUCAGAGAUGGCUAUUUUCCUUAUGGGGGUUUUAAUUCUGCUCAUACCUGUUUCUCUAGUUCUGGUAUCUUAUGGCAACAUCAUUGUAACUGUGGUCAAGAUGAAAUCAGCUGCAGGGAGACUCAAAGCAUUCUCUACGUGUGGCUCCCACCUCAUGGUGGUCAUCCUUUUUUAUGGGUCAGCAAUUGUUACCUAUAUGACCCCCAAAUCUUCGAAAGAACAGGAAAAACUUGUGUCUGUAUUCUAUGCAAUGGUAACUCCCAUGCUUAAUCCCAUCAUCUAUAGUCUGAGAAACAAAGACGUGAAAGGAGCUCUGAGAAAAGUAGCCACAAAGAAUGUCCCAUGCAGGAUUGGAAUUUUUCAAUGA